Fusarium venenatum is the source of this 1449-nucleotide messenger RNA. The record is from RefSeq and is a predicted model, not a curated record. NCBI's taxonomy places the organism in Eukaryota, Fungi, Ascomycota, Sordariomycetes, Hypocreales, Nectriaceae.
AUGCCGCCUAAGAAGUAUGCUUACCAUCUUCACCCAUUUGGGUGGGAAAACGAUCCACCGGAAGAGAGAUUCAAGGUCACCACCCUUGACUACCUCACUGUCUGUACUUACAACAACUACGCUCUCUUCUUUAAGCUCGAAGAUUCAGAGAAGAAAAGGGCUCUUGAAAUUUUGAAAACUGGACUAGAGAGAACUCUGGCUCAGGCGAGGCAUUAUUGCUGUACUAUUGAGAAAGACCCAGGUGGCGGUCACUCUUUUGUCAAGAAAAAAGACAGCACGGUUCUCUUUUCCGUCAACUGGCUCGACGCUGCCAGGGAUAUCGAGAAGUAUCCUUCGUUCGAGGACCUCGAAAGAACCCAUUUUAGUGCUGUGACACUUGGCGAUCUCGAACAAUGGAGUGUACACCCAAUGACAUAUGGCGAGAAGCCAGAGGCUCAUCCGGACAAUAGUCCCAUUGUAUCCGCUUUCCGAGCCAAUUUUAUCCGGGGAGGACUGGUUUUUAACAUUCACCAUCACCAUUACGCAAACGAUGUCAUGGGUUGGGCAGGCUUCGUUCAUCAGCUGGCUGAAAAUUGCUAUGCUGCUGUCAACAACACUGAAUAUCCUACCUGGGAUCCUCUCAAUCUCGACCUCUCGCGUCUCAUCAAACAAGAGCCGCCAGAAGAGGGAAAAGUCGAUGGGCCGCCACCUUCAGAACGUCACCCUGGGCACCAAGGUGGCGUAUCACUGUUGUUCCACCUUCCAAAAAGCAAAGCCGUCGAGCUUAAGGCCAAGGCUAUGUCCACUGGUGGAAGUCGGAUCUCGACAUAUGACGCCUUUUCAGCUUUCAUCUGGCGCAACUUGACAAGGAUUCGAGCUCCCAUCUUCAAUCCUGACCCGUCAUCGAUUCUGUACUGGUGCGAGGCCAUCGAUAUGAGACGCCGUAUGCAUAGUCCCAAGGUCCCUCCACGAAUUCAGCAUAAUGUCAUGUUUGCAGCGACAUCUCUCACAGCGCCUAUUACACAGCCAACAGUGGCGCAGAUUAUCUCCGAGUGGUCUCUUUCUCAGUUGGCCUCAUACAUACGUCAAUUGACCAACAGUGUCACGCAGGAGAAUCUCGACAAGACACUGGAGAUGGUUGCGACAAUUCGUGACAAGACAUCUCUAAAUGCUCGUGUGGAUGCGCAGCCUCCGUUAUCAAUCUUGCAAACUGACCAUAGAGAUGCCAACAUCACGUCUGCUGACUUUGGUUUCGCGAAACCUACCACGUAUCGUCAUCUGCUGGAUCGUAUUACCGAGGGAGUGAUCAUUAUUUACCCACCCCGAGAUACUUCGAUGGAGUCUGACGAAGGUUGCGAAUUUGCGAUAUUCUACGAGAAGAGGUUGGCCCAGGAUCUUAUAAAUGAUCGCGAGUGGAAUGAAUACUUUGAGUACAGAGGUGUUGAUGCCGAGGAUAGAAGUAUGAAUUGA